AUGGUCCGCCGUCUUGCGGUGUUGUUGGAAAAGAUCUUAUGUGUUCUAUCGAUCUCCAAUGGAGUGCUGUGGGAAUUCUUGAGCACUGGAAUCCAACUAGAUAGCAUCUUCUGGAGUAUAGUCUGCUUGGAUUCUCUCCUUCAUGCAGACCUGUUUGACCACUACGCACCUGGCGAUAUUUCUAUAGCUAACACUUCUUGGUUACAGACAUACAAGCAUCUCUCCAGCAGUUUGGGUUCCAUUAAUUAUAACAUUAUCCAAAACUGCCUGGCACAGACCCUGUACAACCACAUUCUGUACAUCUUCCCGCUGUCGGUGGCGCACUGGUACUGGCGCCCGGUGGACUUCCCGCUCGCUGCGCCUGAGCUGCCCAAGGUGCUUUUGGACGUUGCUGCCUGCCUCCUUAUUUUCGACUUCCAGUACUUCGUCUGGCAUCUCCUCCAUCACAAGGUGCCCUGGCUCUACCGAACCUUCCACAAAGUUCACAAGUACACGGCCACCUUCGCUCUUACAACUGACCAUUCGGGUGCCUGGGAGACCCUCUCGCUGGGAUUCUUCGCCGCUCUCAGCCCUGCCAUCCUGAACUGCCAUCCUCUAACCAGUUACCUCUUCUUUAUCGUCAAUAUCUGGCUGUCGGUAGAGGACCACUCGGGCUACGAUUUCCCCUGGUCCACGCACAGGCUGGUGCCCUUUGGACUGUACGGAGGGGCUCCUCACCAUGAUCUACAUCACAUGAAGUUCAAAACCAACUAUGCUCCCUACUUCACGCACUGGGACAGGCUCCUGGGAACCUAUUCCACACUACAUAAAAAGUCCCACUGAUUUAUUUCGAACUAACUUGGUGAAGAUAUUUUAAGAGACUAAUUUAGGUAUCAUAGACUCUUAAAUUUAUUGAGGAGCAUCACUGUGAUUUACCAUGAAAUCA
This is a messenger RNA of Hypanus sabinus (Atlantic stingray), 925 nucleotides long. Its product is annotated as cholesterol 25-hydroxylase-like protein. Gene Ontology annotation, molecular function: steroid hydroxylase activity; C-4 methylsterol oxidase activity; iron ion binding. Lineage: Eukaryota; Metazoa; Chordata; Chondrichthyes; Myliobatiformes; Dasyatidae. The coding region runs from base 1 to 822 and encodes 273 amino acids. Gene Ontology annotation, biological process: cholesterol metabolic process; sterol biosynthetic process. The record is from RefSeq and is a predicted model, not a curated record. The transcript is spliced from 2 exons.